This is a messenger RNA of Cuculus canorus (common cuckoo), 2449 nucleotides long. RefSeq names its product ilvB acetolactate synthase like (gene ILVBL). Gene Ontology annotation, molecular function: acetolactate synthase activity; flavin adenine dinucleotide binding; magnesium ion binding. The transcript is spliced from 17 exons. NCBI's taxonomy places the organism in Eukaryota, Metazoa, Chordata, Aves, Cuculiformes, Cuculidae. The record is from RefSeq and is a predicted model, not a curated record. Bases 317 to 2287 code for a protein of 656 amino acids. Gene Ontology annotation, cellular component: acetolactate synthase complex. Gene Ontology annotation, biological process: L-valine biosynthetic process.
GAGGAGCCCCGGAAUUUCCAGCACGGAGCCGACCCGGGAUUUUUGCCUCUUCCCGCCCCGCCCCUCGGCGCUCGAAGCCACGCCCCUCGCCUCCACCCACCAAUCAGCGCGCGGAGGGGGGCGUGGCCUCCUCGCCGACCUCAGACGCCGGCGCGCCCGCGCGCGUCACGUGACUCCGGCCGUGGCGCCGCUGGAGGUGCUGCUGCGCUCCGGCCCCCUCCCCAUAGAGGUACCGGGGGGGCGUGGCUUGGGACGGGGGCGUGGCCUCCAGGUGUGGGCGGGGCUACUGGUGCUUCCAGGAAGCGCAGCUCGGACCAUGCCCAUGGACCUCCUCGGCGGCCUCGGCUGCGCCUGUGCCGGGCUGCUGGCGGCAGCGGCGGCGGCAGCGCUGGUGGCCUUGGGCCAUCGCUUGGGGCUCCUCCACCAACUCUGGUACAAGGUGGACCCCCGAAGCCCCCGGCACGGUGGGGAGCUGGUGGCGGAGGUGUUGAAGGCACAUGGCGUCCGGUUCCUCUUCACCCUGACUGGUGGCCAUAUCUCCCCCAUCUUGGUGGCCAGCGAGAAGAUUGGGAUCCGCGUGGUGGACACCCGGCACGAGGCCACCGCUGUCUUUGCUGCUGAUGCCGUCUCCAGGCUCUCAGGUCGCAUCGGCGUCGCUGCCGUCACCGCUGGUCCUGGUGUCACCAACACGGUGACGGCCAUCAAGAAUGCCCAGAUGGCCGAGUCCCCGGUGCUCCUCCUCGGAGGAGCGGCUGCUUCACUGCAGAAGGGUCGAGGGGCGCUGCAGGACAUCGACCAGCUCUCGCUCUUCAAGACGCUCUGCAAAGCCUGCGUCUCGGUGCGAACCGUCCGGGACAUUGUCCCCACCCUCCGCAAAGCCAUCGCCACCGCCCAGUCGGCGACCCCCGGACCUGUCUUCGUGGAGCUCCCCAUCGAUGUCCUCUACCCAUUCCACGUGGUGGAGAAGGAGAUUGGUGGCACCAAGAGCGCCCGGGGACUGCGUGGGAAGGUGGUGCAGUGGUACCUCCAAAACUACGUCAGGAACCUCUUUGCGGGUGCCUGGGAUCCCCGAGAUGUCUCCCCGUUGCCUGUGCAGGUGCCGCUGGCCACCGAGGAGGAGGUGCAGCGCUGCGCGGAGCUGGUGAGCCGAGCCACGAAGCCGCUGGUGCUCGUGGGGAGCCAAGCCAUGCUGCCCCCCACGCCGGCCGAGGAGCUGCGCGCGGCGCUGGAAGCCCUGGGCAUCCCCUGCUACCUCGGGGGGGCGGCGCGGGGGCUUCUCCCCCCCAGCUGCCCCUUCCUCCUGCGCCACAACCGCCGCGACGCCCUGCGCGACGCCGACCUGGUGCUGCUGGCAGGCACCGUCUGCGAUUUCCGCCUCUCCUACGGGCGCCUCUUCGGCCGCCGCGCCGCCAUCGUCGCCGUUAACCGGGACCGGGCUCAGCUCCUCCGGAAUUCCGAUGUCUUCUGGAAGCCUCGGCUCGCCGUGCAAGGCGACGCCGCCUCCUUCGUGGUGCGGUUGGCGCAGAGCCUGCGCGGCUACGGCUGCUCCAGGGAUUGGGUGGAGGCGCUGCGCGAGGCCGAGGAGAAGAAGGAGCAGGUGAACCGGGAGAAGGCUGCGACGCCCACCACGCACCACCUGAACCCCCUGGACCUGUUGUACCACCUGGACGCUCUCUUGCCCGCCCAGAGUCUCCUCGUAGCUGACGGUGGGGACUUCGUGGGCACCGCCGCCUACAUCGUCCGUCCUCGACGUCCCCUCGCCUGGUUGGACCCCGGAGCUUUUGGCACGUUGGGAGUCGGUGGAGGAUUCGCUCUCGGUGCCAAACUCUGCCGUCCUGACGCAGAGGUUUGGGUCCUCUACGGGGACGGGUCGUUAGGCUACAGCUUGAUGGAGUUUGACACCUUCGUACGGCACAAGUCCCACCUUCAUCUCCACCCCCGUCCCCACCAUCAUCCCCAUGGGGUCCCUGGGACGUGGUGGCCCCGGGCUUUGUCCCUGCAGACGCCCGUCAUCGCGCUGGUGGGCAACGACGCCUGCUGGAGCCAGAUCGCCCGCGAGCAGGUGGCUUUGCUGGGCAGCAACGUGGCGUGUGGCCUCGAGUACCUGGACUACCACGCGGUGGCCGAAGCUCUGGGUGGCAAAGGCUUCGUGGUGGGACGCGGGGAGCGCGAGCGGUUGGACGCCGUCCUCCGUGCCGCGCAGGACGCGUGCCGCCACGGCCGCCCCGUCCUCAUCAACGCCCUCAUCGGAAAGACCGACUUCCGCGAUGGCUCCAUCUCCGUCUAAAGAUGUCCCCAAGGGGUCCUGGAUGUGUCCCCAGUGGCUGUGGACGGACGGGGUGGGUGACACCCGUGUCACAGCCCCAACCCAAACGCCGGACGGGGGCGGUGUCCCCUCAAUAAACCACCGCCGAGUGCCGACAUCUCCCACGCUGUGACAUCGCUUUGG